Molecule: messenger RNA, 906 nt
Organism: Guyanagaster necrorhizus
Lineage: Eukaryota; Fungi; Basidiomycota; Agaricomycetes; Agaricales; Physalacriaceae
Exons: 3
Coding region: 1-906 (301 amino acids)
Source: RefSeq, a predicted model, not a curated record
AUGCAUCUGCGAAGUGUGGGACCAGGAGAUGUGGACAUGUACUUCAACCGGGUAGUGUCAUAUUGGAUCACAUGCCAAUUUCCGAGAGCGAUAUCUCAUGCGUGGAUGAAAGAAGAGGAUCGCGCGGAUGUGCUGACUCGUAUCAAUGGACAGGAAUGGCCUGUGCCGAUCCCAAAGGAUGCCAACCUCGAUCUGAUCUGGAUCGAGAUGCUCAACAUGGGCACAGAGUAUGAGUUCAGUAAUGAUCUGAUCAUUGGCGGGGAUACAGGUGAUGGUGCGGGCAUGGAAGAGGAGGUCCAAGCAAGGAUGGAGAAGGAACUGUCUUCACUGCAGAAUAUGUACGGAAAUGUGCUUGGCGUACUGUCGGAGAUGCAGAAGCGGGUGUCGACAAAUCCGGUGGAUAAAGUUGCAGGAUUGACAUACCUUCUCUGGUCAUCGGGGGGAAUACCAGCAUACCAUGAGAUGCAGUCUGAAGAGGAUGCAUGGACUGCGCUGGUGGGUGUGAUGCACCGGUGUGGUCGGGCGCAAUUGUUCUUCUAUCCUAGACCUGGCGACGGAAACAAAGGUUGGCGACUAUCAUGGAGGCAGGUCAUGACUGAGGUGCUGCCGUCAGAUAGUGUUCAUUUAGAGAAGGGGGUCAGGCGGACAGAAGAGACAGAUGUGAACGGGUAUGCGGGGCCCUGUAUUGAAGCAGGUUAUGUGCGGGGAUUGGCUGAAGGAUCGCUAGAGGGGAAACACCGACAGGGAGACUUGGUCAUCAAAGACCACUCUGGGGAAAGGCACACAUUCAAAGUUGUCGCCGACCACCAAUACCCAAUACUGGAAGGAUUAUACACACUGCCAGGUAAUAGAACAUUCCGUAGCAAUGAGGUCGAAGGGAAAUACUGGGUAGCCGAACUUCACUAA